Molecule: messenger RNA, 444 nt
Organism: Colletotrichum abscissum
Lineage: Eukaryota; Fungi; Ascomycota; Sordariomycetes; Glomerellales; Glomerellaceae
Product: oxidoreductase
Exons: 1
Coding region: 1-444 (147 amino acids)
Cellular component (GO): intracellular anatomical structure
Molecular function (GO): oxidoreductase activity, acting on NAD(P)H, oxygen as acceptor
Source: RefSeq, a predicted model, not a curated record
AUGCCGCUGUACAAGCCACCCAAUCCCGGUGCACCUGUCCUUUCGCAGUUCUCGCUGAAAGGCAAGGUCGCAGCCGUUACGGGAGGCGCCAGAGGCAUUGGCCUCGAGAUCGUUCGGGGCCUCGCCGAAGCCGGGGCAGAUGUAGCUCUCAUCCACGCGACCAGCAAAGAUGCCGUUGAGAUCGCCAGCCAAAUUGCCAAGGACACAGGUGUGAACAUUCGCGCUUACCAGAGCGACGUUCGGUCUCGAGCCUCAAUUGCCGCCACGGUGGAUGAGAUUGUUCAAGACUUUGGGCACCUUGAUGUCAUGAUUGCAAACUCUGGCGUCUGCGCUGAUAUUCCCAGCCUUGAGUACACUGAGGAGACAUGGAAAGACAACAAUAGUGUCAACCUUGAUGGUGUCAUGUGGACGGCGCAGGCUGCCGGGAAGGUCUUCAAGCAAUAG